ACCAAACAUGGGGACCACGGGACUUCAAUCCACAUCAUGGCUCGUCUUCCUGACGCUGCUGGUUGGCUCACUGACUCAAACUGUAACCAUCAUUCCUUCUCUACAGACACUAAGCCUGAGUUCAGCUGAUGCAAAUCACAUCGGCCAAGUGUGCACGACUUGGGGACAAAAUCACUGGAAGACCUUUGAUGGACAUUUCUUCCAGCUGGCCUCAAGUUGUAACCAUGUAGUGGCCUCCCAGUGUAAGGACAGCUACGAACAUUUCAACAUCCAGAUGAGGCGCAAGACAGUCAACAAUGUCCCCACCAUCAGCAACAUCAUCAUGGUGCUUGAAGGAACAGUGGUGGAGCUCUCCAAGAGCUCAGUGACCGUCGAUGAAAAGCCGGUGUCUCUGCCAUACGUCAUAUCAGGGGUGACUGUCAUGGGAACCACAUCUGGUAUCACUGUUGAUGCUAAGAUGGGAAUUCAAUUGAUCUGGAACCUGGAUGACUCCAUGGAUAUUGAAAUAGAUACAAAAUACCGGAACCAGACAUGUGGACUCUGUGGAAACUAUGACGGCAUAACCAAUGAUUUCAUGAAAGACGGAGCUGAGCUGUCUGUCACAGACUAUGCUGACUCCUACAAUGUGAAUGAGCCAACAGAGAGUUGUGAGGAGCUUGCGCUCAACCCAGUCCUGAGCUGUGGCGAUAAGCAAUUCUGUGACGAGAUCUUCUCCAGUGCUUCAUUCAGUAAUUGCCAGAACCUUCUGGAUUUGGAAUCCUUCACAAAAGCCUGUAUGGCUGAUAUGUGCAACAAUGAAAACCACACUGAGUCUUUCCUCUGCAAAACCAUCUCAGAGUACUCCAGACAGUGUUCCCACGCAGGUGGCAAGCCCAGUCAAUGGAGGAAUGCUACAUUUUGCUACAUGCCAUGUCCAUACAACAUGGAGUACAUGGAGUAUAGCAGUUCAUGUGCUGACAGCUGCUCCACGCCUCAGGCCAGCCAGACGUGUCACAGCCACGGCAAAGAAGGCUGCCACUGCCCUGCCGGAACGGUCUUGGAUGACAUUAGUAGCACUGGCUGUGUUGCAGUGGACCAGUGUCCGUGUCUGCACAACAACAACAUCUACAAGUCAGGAGAGUCCUACUCUUACAGCUGUGGAUCCUGUGUGUGUGAGAGUGGACAGUGGACGUGUACGGAGGAGAACUGUCCAGGAAUGUGCUCUGUGGAGGGCGGGGCUCACAUCAACACCUUCGAUGGAAAAGACUACACCUUCCAUGGGGACUGCUCCUACGUCCUGGCUAAGCAAAGUGAUGGCUUCUUCACUGUGCUGGUGGACCUGGUCAAGUGUGGUCUUGAUGACAGAAGGACCUGCCUCAGAGCUGUAACUCUGAGUCUAUACAACAAUUCUGUGGUUAUUAAAAUUCAGGCAACUGGGCAGGUCUACGUGAACCACAUUCUUUCUCAGCUUCCUCUGUUUACACCGGAGGUGAGUGCCUUCAGACCAUCAUCCUUCUACAUCGCCAUCCAACUCAAGAUGGGCCUUCAAGUGAUGGUCCAGCUGUCCCCGGUGAUGCAGGUCUUCAUCUCAGCUGACACUUCACUCAACGGAACCCUCUCUGGAAUGUGUGGGAACUUCAACAACAAAAUGAGUGAUGACUUCAUGGUGAUGAGUGGGCUGGUGGAAGGCACCGCAGUCGCGUUCGCCAACACAUGGAAAACUCGAGCCAGCUGCCACGACAUGAAAGCACUCUUUGGACACCCCUGCCAUCAAAGCACCAGCAAGGAGAGUUAUGCCAAGUACUGGUGCUCCAAACUAACGGAUCCUCAAGGAGUGUUUGCUCCUUGCCACUCUGUCAUUAGCCCCAACAUAUUCAAUGAUAACUGCAUGUAUGACAGCUGUAACUGUGUGAAGGCUGAGGACUGCAUGUGUGCUGCGGUCUCGUCGUAUGUCUUUGCCUGUUCAGUGGCAGGAAUCCACAUCAGUGGCUGGAGGGCGACCAUCUGUGGCACAUUGAGUACAUCAUGUCAAGCAGGAACAGUGUAUGAGUACAACAUGACCUGCUGCAGUCGUACCUGCCGUUCCCUCAGCCAACCUGACUACUCCUGCCAGACCAGCUUCACCACAGUAGACGGCUGUGGCUGUGCCGAGGGAACCUACAAGAACGAGGAGGGGCAUUGUGUGCCCAAACAAAACUGUCCCUGCUACGAUAAAGACACCAUUAUUCCUGCUGGAGAGACUAUCAACAACGACGGCUCCACAUGUGUUUGCCGAAAAGGAGCUCUCAGCUGCCCAGGAGGGACACAGCUACAACCAUCACCAUCAUGCCUUUCCCCCAUGGUUUACUUUGACUGCUCCACUGUUCAACCUGGGACUGCUGGGACUGAGUGUCAGAAGAGCUGCAUCACUCUGGACAUGGCUUGUAUCAGUACAGGCUGUGUAUCGGGCUGCAUGUGCCCUGGUGGCCUGGUGUCCGAUGGAGCAGGAGGCUGCAUCAACGAGACCAGCUGUCCAUGUCAGCACAACGGAAACACAUACCAGCCUGGGGAGACACUGACUGUGGACUGCAACACCUGCUACUGCAGUGGAAGGAAGUUCACAUGCACCACCAAUGUGUGUCAUGCAGUUUGUGGGAUCUAUGGCGACGGUCACUACAUCACAUUUGAUGAUAAGAGGUUUGACUUCAGCGGAGACUGUGACUACACACUCCUUCAGGACUACUGUGGCACCAGCCAGAGCAAUGGAAGCUUCAAGAUUAUUACUGAGAAUGUUCCAUGUUCCACGGGAGCCACCUGCUCCAAGACCAUCCUGAUCUUCCUGGGGGAUAAUGAAUACCAACUUAAAGAUGAGACCUUCCAACUGGUAAAGGGCAGUGGCCAGGUGCUCCCUGCUCAGAUACAGAAGAUGGGUAUUUACCUGGUGGUGACGAUCAAGCCGGGUCUUGUGCUCAUGUGGGACAAGAAGACCAGUAUUUUUAUUAAACUUGCCCCGCAGUUCCAGGGUCAGGUCUGUGGUCUGUGUGGAAACUACGAUGGCAACAGUAAGAAUGAAUUCACCACACGCUCUCAGGAGACAGUGGCAGACGUUCUAGAAUUUGGUAACAGUUGGAAGGUUUCAUCCAGCUGCCCAAAAGCCGAACUGCUCACUGAUCCCUGUACCUCUAACCGCUACCGGGCAGCCUGGUCCCAGAAACAGUGUAGCAUCAUCACCAGUGUCACCUUCCAGAGCUGUCAUUCACAGGUUGACCCUGGUCCAUACUAUGACUCUUGCGUGAGAGACUCUUGUGGUUGUGCCUCUGGUGGGGACUGUGAGUGUCUCUGCACUGCUGUGGCUUCCUAUGCCAAAGCUUGUAAUGAAGCUGGGGCCUGUGUGAAAUGGAGAUCUCCAAAGCUGUGCCCUAUUUUCUGCGACUUUUAUAACAAACCUGAUGAAUGUGAAUGGCACUACAAGCCUUGUGGAGUUGACUGCAUGAAGACAUGUAGGAAUCCAUCAGGAAACUGUUCCAGCCUCAUCACUGCCCUGGAAGGCUGCUAUCCACAGUGUCCCCCAACACAGCCCUACUUUGAUGAAGACAACAUGGACUGCGUUGCCUGGAACCAAUGUGGCUGCUAUGAUGACAAAGGAACCCAUUACAGCAUCGGAAACAAGGUUCCAUCGAAUAACUGUUACACUUGCUUCUGCACUGUCUCUGGAAUAUCGUGCAGCUACAAUGUGAACUCUUGUACAUGCUAUAUUAAUGGAAAAACCUAUGAAUAUGGGGCAACCAUCUACAACACCACGGAUGGCCUGGGAAACUGCAUCACAGCUAAGUGUGGGGCCAAUGGGACCGUAACCAGAAGCAUGUACGUGUGCAUUACGACCACCACAGCUGGGCCUACAACUACUCCCUUUACAUUCAGCACGGUUGAAAAGACAACAACAGUUACUACAUCACAAUCAAGCACCACAUUGGGAACCACAUCUAAACCUUUAGAAACAACCAGUUCACAAGCAACUUCUACAACGUCUAUUGUUGAAACUACAACCUCAGUGCCAGGUGUCACAACAACAAGCCCUGAAACAACAGUUGUAACAUCAACACCUUUUGUUUGGGUGUGCUUCCGAAAUACUCCAGUGGGAGGUGCCCAGGAAGCAUCCUGA
Cyclopterus lumpus (lumpfish) is the source of this 4120-nucleotide messenger RNA. Its product is annotated as mucin-5AC-like. Lineage: Eukaryota; Metazoa; Chordata; Actinopteri; Perciformes; Cyclopteridae. The record is from RefSeq and is a predicted model, not a curated record. Gene Ontology annotation, molecular function: protein binding. The coding region runs from base 8 to 4120 and encodes 1370 amino acids. The transcript is spliced from 31 exons. Gene Ontology annotation, cellular component: extracellular matrix.